GCGUGCGCUCGUUCAUACACACACGUGCAUACGCGGACUUGGCACACACCACCCUCAAGGCCGUAGGUCGAAACGCAGGCUAUUCCCGACCAACGGAUUACCCACCGAACCACAGAUAAAUAUACAAUACUUCGCACUGUUUAUCUCAGUUAUGGAUCAGUCGCCUGAUCGCGAUAUAUAUGAGGGAUUUGAGGAGUUCAACAGUAAAGGAGAUGUCGAUAAUUUUUUAAACGAUCCUGACUUCCUGCGUGCGGUGAAAAUUUCCUCCUGUGGCAGAAAACAGCCAAUCCUUGGCCGAAAUCUACCAACAGCUGCAACAAAGGCGGCUGUGGUUGCCUCUUCUGGAAGACUUCCAACGGGGAUUCGCUUGUUUACAGCAGCAGGCCCAAAUGCCGGUGAUGCAGCACGACCGAUGACUUCUGUUCGGGCUGCCGGCUAUUCCUCCAUGGGUUAUCGGGGGUCUACUGCUGCGGAGUGCGGUGCGAUAUGGGCAGAUGGCCGGAUGACUUCAGAGGCACGUGCAGUACAAUCUCUUGAGGUGGGAUCCAGUGACAAUCCUGAGGAAAGAAUAAAACUUAUGGAGAAGAGCGUGAAUCAACUGCUUGAAGAUAGCUGCAUUGCAGCCAGCCAAGGCGAGAUUACUCUGGCAUUUGAGAAGGUGAAAGAAGCCGGCCGCAAGGAACGUGUGUUGGUUAGACAACGUGAACAACUUGGAGUGGCCGACCAAAUCAACUUGGACCUCACUUAUUCGGUGUUGUUCAACUUGGCCACCCGGUACACUGCAUGCGGCAUGUACCAAGAGGCACUGAAUACUUAUCAGGCUAUCGUACGCAAUAAACUGUUUGCGAAUGCAGGCAGGCUCAAGGUAAACAUUGGAAACAUAUAUUUUGCUCAGAAGCAAUACAUGAAAGCCAUCAAAUUUUAUCGCAUGGGCCUCGAUCAGCUGCCGAACACACACAAAUCAACACGGAUCAAGAUCAUGCGAAACAUUGGGAUUACAUUCAUCAAAUUGGGUCAGCUUAAUGACGCCAUCACGUCAUUUGAGCACAUUAUGCAAGAAGAACCGGAUGCGAAAACAGGGUUCAAUUUGAUCUUAUGUUACCACUUGAAUGGAGACAAAAACAAAAUGAAACACGCAUUUCAGCAAUUAACGAGGGUUGAUCUUCACUUGGACGACGAAGACAGGUACCUCCCACACAACGAUGAUAAACACUAUGAGUUAAUUUUGGAGGUAAUACGGAACGACGCUCUUCGCCUGUUUGAAAAGAAAAGAAAAUCCGACGCGGAAAACUACAUCAAGAUAGCCGCAAAGCUGAUCGCACCGGCAAUCGAGGCAAACUUCAACACUGGUUACGAUUGGUGCAUCGAGCAAGUAAAGAUGUCCCCAUAUCACGAAUUGGCAUACGAUUUGGAGAUCGACAAAGCAGUGAUGUAUCUGAAGCAAAAGGAUUUCCAUCAGGAAGCUGGUAAAUCACUGCACACGAAGGCUAUCGAAACAUUGAAAUCAUUCGAGAGAAAAGACACGCAUGUUGCCAGUACCGCUGCAACAAACUUGUCAUUUUUAUACUUCCUGGAAGGGGACCUGAUUCAAGCUGAUCGGUACGCGGAACAGGCAAUGACGGCUGACCGUUACAACUCCUCAGCUUUGGUCAAUAAAGGAAAUGUACUAUUUCGACAACAAAACUAUGAGCGGGCCCGUGAUUGCUACGCAGAAGCUCUGCAAGAUGACUUCACCUGCGUGGAAGCAUUGUACAAUUUGGGCCUAGUGUACAAACGCAUGGAGCGCAAUGAAGAAGCAUUGGAUGCGUUCUUCAAGCUGCACAACGUGCUACGCAACAGUUCCCCCGUUAUCUAUCAGAUAAUGGAUACGUAUGAAAGACUGGAGGAUUCUACGCAAGCUCAGGAGUGGGCAAUGCAGCUGCACGGCCUGGUACCGUCCGAUCCCUUCCUGCUUCAGCGCCUGGGUGAUAACUACGAACAAGAGGGGGACAAAUCACAAGCCUUCUCGUACUACUACGACUCUUUCAAAUACUUUCCAUGCAACUUCGACGUGAUUGAAUGGCUCGGGGCAUACUACAUCGAAUCACAGUUCAGUGAGAAAGCAAUCACCUACUUUGAGCGGGCCAGUUUAAUGCAGCCAAACGAAACGAAAUGGAUGCUCAUGAUCGCUUCGUGUCAUCGAAGAAGCGGGAACUACCACCAAGCCCUAGAAACUUAUAAAACAAUGCACCGACGUUUUCCGGAGAACACGGAAUGUCUACGAUUCUUGGUCCGAUUGAGUACUGAUAUGGGACUUCCCGAAGCACAAGACUAUGCUAAUAGUCUUAAAAAGGCAGAGAAGUUAAAAGAGGCGCGGGAACAAAGACAGUUAUCUGCGAGCAACCGACGGGGACUCGCCGCACGUACCAAAACAAGCAGAGAAAACUCUGCUAGUGCAAGCAGUGGAGGUGACAGUCGCGAAGGCAGCGCUAAACGCAACCUCGCAAAGGGUUCAAUAGGUCGAACUGGUAUCAGAGGUCUCCCUCGACAAGUGGAAGCAGCCAAUGAAACAUUACUAAACGGUGAUGGAGAACACGAAGAAUCUGUGGUUUACAAGGACCCGUUAGGUCCAGCUGCAGAACGACCGAAAACUGCGUCUCGGUCUCGUCCUUUGCAGGAUGACUUCGCAGACGAAGAAGUCGAUGACACAAUGCUGCCAGACUGAAUUGGUUGGCAGAUCUUCAUACUUUAUCAGCUGGUUCACUUAUCAAAGUAUCCCAUCUGUACAUCUAUUAUGCUAAUUUGUCUCACUCGGGACAUGGUUUUGCUAGACAUCUUUGGAUAAAGGGUAGCACUGGAUUAAGAACCAUCGCUUUAGGUUUGAUAUAGUACCGAGCACAGUUACAUGGUCUAGCG
This is a messenger RNA of Dicrocoelium dendriticum, 2895 nucleotides long. The record is from the annotation of a GenBank genome assembly. Lineage: Eukaryota; Metazoa; Platyhelminthes; Trematoda; Plagiorchiida; Dicrocoeliidae.